This is a messenger RNA of Lathyrus sativus (Indian pea), 1410 nucleotides long. The record is from the annotation of a GenBank genome assembly. Lineage: Eukaryota; Viridiplantae; Streptophyta; Magnoliopsida; Fabales; Fabaceae.
AUGGCAGCAACUUGUGAUAAGGGAUUUGCAGAUAGUUAUAUGAUUCUAAAUCCAGAAGAUGCUCAUUUCUUUGAUAUUAUUCAUGUUUUAUUUUCUCGUAACAUAGGGCAUAGAAAAUUUGUGGACAGUAAUGCUGAGGGAGAUGUAGAGGGAAGUUUCAGAGGUAGAUGGCUUAUAUUUAUCUCUAUUAUUCUACAGAAGUUCUUGCUCUAUAUUGCUAGGCCACUUGCUAAGUUGGGAUCUUGUGUUGAGAUGUUGGUUAAUCUCAUUGCUCUUAAUGGAGGCAUCAUCAUGAUCAUAAUUAACUUUCUCUCUGGUCAUUUGGAAAUCCCAGAUCCUAAAUCACACAGAUACUUGUCUUGCAUUGGAAAUUUAGAUACAAGAGUCAAAUGUGAUAUUCUCAAACGUGAAGAUAGCAAAUAUUAUGUUUCUCUAGCUAUGAUGGCUUCAAAAGCAUGCUAUGAGAAUGAAGCUUACCUUAAAUCAACAAUCGCACAUGAAUGGAAGAUGGAAUUUGUGGGAUUUUUCGACUGCUGGAAUGAAUAUCAAGGAAGAGCCACAACUCAAAUCUUAAUAUUGUUGGACAAAUCUAAGGACCGUGACACAUAUGUAGUAGCUUUUCGAGGAACAGAACCUUUUGAUGCAGAUGCAUGGUGCACAGAUCUUGACAUAUCUUGGUAUGGAAUCCCUGGUGUUGGAAGAGUGCAUGGUGGAUUCAUGAAAGCUUUAGGGUUACAAAAGAAUUUAGGUUGGCCUAAUGAGAUUGAAAGAGAUGAAAAACUUGCUCCACUAGCUUAUUAUGUUGUUAGAGACAUACUAAGGAAAUGUUUGAGUGAAAACCCUAAUGCGAAGUUUAUAGUUACGGGUCAUAGUUUGGGUGGAGCAUUGGCAAUACUAUUUCCAACAAUCAUGUUCUUGCAUGAUGAGAAGUUGUUGAUUGAGAGGUUGGAAGGGAUUUACACAUUUGGACAACCAAGAGUUGGAGAUGAAAGAUAUGCAGAAUAUAUGAAAGAGAAAAUGAAGGAAAAUCAUGUGAGGUAUUGUAGGUUUGUUUAUUGCAAUGAUAUUGUUCCAAGGUUGCCAUAUGAUGAUAAGGAUAUGUUGUUCAAGCACUUUGGGAUCUGUCUUUUCUUUAACAGGCGUUAUGAACUCAAGAUUCUUGAAGAAGAACCAAACAAGAACUAUUUCUCACCUUGGUGUGUGAUACCUAUGGUAUUCAAUGCCAUAUUAGAACUUAUAAGGAGCUUUACCAUUGCUUAUAAGAAUGGACCUCAUUAUAGAGAAGGAUGGUUUCUUUUCUUUUUUAGGAUGGUUGGUUUACUCAUUCCUGGAUUGCCUGCUCAUGGUCCUCAAGAUUACAUCAACUCCACUCUUCUUGGAUCAAUUGAAAGGCAUUUUAAAGAAGAGUGA